AUGGCGCUGGUGGUCUUUUGCCCCAGUGGCCUAACACUUAGACUUUGUGGGGUGGAGGCAAUGCUUAGUCACUCCAACAGACAUCAGUGGAACAGUGGAACAGUUGAACAGGAAGGCCCGGUUUCCCAGCUAGUCAAGAUGGUAGCUGCGUGUCUAUGGGGCGGUGUUGGGGGUUUGGAUUGGUUCGUCCCCUCUACCAAUCGAGCUCUUUUGCCCCCAGUGGCGUGCUACAGUUUUAUUGUUGUUGUUAUUGGCUACUUUGGGCAUUCUGGUAGCGAGAACAUAAUAAGGAAAGGAAAGAAUAAACAGGUGAGAAAUGCGAGUGUUGAAACACACCAAGAUAGAGUUAUCCACGGGUCGCGUUAUCGAUGUCCCCCUUCAACCUCUGAUGUUUCUCUGCACAUGUGA
This is a messenger RNA of Histoplasma capsulatum G186AR, 408 nucleotides long. RefSeq lists its product as uncharacterized. The record is from RefSeq and is a predicted model, not a curated record. The coding region runs from base 1 to 408 and encodes 135 amino acids. NCBI's taxonomy places the organism in Eukaryota, Fungi, Ascomycota, Eurotiomycetes, Onygenales, Ajellomycetaceae. The transcript is spliced from 2 exons.